Monoraphidium neglectum is the source of this 498-nucleotide messenger RNA. RefSeq lists its product as hypothetical. The transcript has 3 exons. Lineage: Eukaryota; Viridiplantae; Chlorophyta; Chlorophyceae; Sphaeropleales; Selenastraceae. Bases 1 to 498 code for a protein of 165 amino acids. The record is from RefSeq and is a predicted model, not a curated record.
AUGGUGCAGCCCGCCCAGCCCGCGGUCUCCGCCUUCGCGGCCGCCGCCGCCGCGCGCUUCGCCAGCUGCAACCUCUCCUUCACAGCCGAGCCGCUAGAGCUUGACGCCUUCAUCGCGGCCGGCGCCGCCGCCGCGGCCGCGGCGCCGCCUGUCUCAGACAAGUUUGAUCAUAACGAGGAAGAGGACCACCUCGAGGAGCUCAACCCUGCCAACAUGCGCCGCACCAGCCGCGCGACGAACGCGGCGAGCGUCGGCUACGCACGGACGCUGAGCACGGCGCUGGAGACGGCUGCCUCGACGCAGCUCGCGGACGGGCUUGUCGGCGUCAGCGGCCCCCAGGGCAAGGCCCAGCCCUUCACCAUCAUCCGCGACCCCGCGGUCUGGACCGCCAAGGACUGGGCGGCCGGCGUUGACGAGCUCAUCUUCCACGUCGACCCGGCGGCCGCCGCGGCCCUCAAGGAAGCCGCCGCCAAGUCGCCGCGCGGCUGGCGGACGUGA